GCAUGAAAAGUAAUGUCAGUUAACACAACUGUGUAUUUUUAGUAUUCUUCUAAACUAUUUUAAAUGAAAUACAAGGCUUGUUACAAAGGGACUUAGAUGUCGUAAAUAAUUAACUUUUUUUUUCAGGAGAAGUACUGUGUACUUAACAAGGGGUCCCUGGUGCUGUAGCACUGGUAACACCUUUAUUAAGCACACCGCUGAAGAUGGGAUCAAAAGACUUGGCUGUUAUUAUCCUAUUAAUCAUCUCAGGAGAACUCUAUGCAGAAGAGAAACCCUGUGGUUUUCCAAGUGUGGAAAAUGGACGGAUUGCCCAAUAUUACUAUACUUUUGAAAGAUACUACUUUCCGAUGAGCGUAAAUCAGAAUUUGACCUUCUCCUGCUUGGCCGGUCACACAACUAAAACGGGGAAACGAGAGGCUCGCACCACGUGCACAGCGGCCGGCUGGUACCCAGAACCGCGGUGCUUCAAAAAAUGCCCUAAGCCUGACUUGAGAAACGGCUACAUCUUUGAUACAAAAUUAUCUUACAACGUUCAAGAGAACAUGCGCUACGGUUGUUCGUCAGGAUAUAAAACCACUGCAGGGCAGGAUGAAGAAGUGGUUCAGUGCCUCCCUGAUGGAUGGUCCUCUCAGCCAGCCUGUAGGAAGGAACAUGAAAUGUGCUUGGCCCCUGAAUUACAUCAUGGAAAUUAUUCCACAACACAGAAAACAUUCAGAGUGAAGGACAAAGUACGAUAUGAAUGUGCCCCCGGGUACCACACAGCUUCCGGGAAGAGGACGGAGGAGGUGGAAUGUCACUCGUACGGGUGGGCUCUCCGCCCACGAUGUGCCAAAUUAAAAUGCUCUUCCUUAAGAUUAAUAGAAAAUGGUUAUUUUCAUCCUGUAAAGCAAACCUAUGAAGAAGGAGACGUAGUUCAGUUUUUCUGUCAUAAAAAUUAUUAUCUCAGUGGAUCUGACCUAAUUCAGUGCUAUAACUUUGGUUGGUACCCAGAAUCUCCUGUCUGUGAAGGAAGAAGAAGUCGGUGUCCCCCUCCGCCUCUGCCUGCGAACUCCAACGUUCAAACGCACUCAGCCACUUACCGUCACGGGGCAGCGGUGCGGCUGUCGUGUGAACUGCACUUCGAGAUGCAGGGGCCAGAGGAGAUGCGUUGUGAAAAUGGAAAGUGGACAGAACCUCCAAAAUGCGUUGAGGCAGGCGAGCGGGUGGCCUGCGGCGAGCCACCCUUCGUUGAGAACGCGGCGGCGCAGCCCUCCUCCGGGGGCUUCCACAGCGGGGAUAAGGUGACGUACGCGUGCGCACCAGGGUACCACCUCCGUGGACCCCCGGAGAUAGCCUGUCGCGGUGGGCAGUGGACCGCGCCCCCCGCGUGCGCGGAAAAUACUGAGAAUUGUAAUGCUCCCCCUGUUGUAAUAAACGGGGCUGUUGUUGGUGAAGCACUGACCAGCUACACAACAGGAUCCUCGGUGGAAUAUAGAUGCAAUGAGUAUUACCUGUUGAGGGGAGAAAAGGUAUCUCACUGUGAACAAGGAAAAUGGUCACCCCCACCUGUUUGCUUAGAGCCGUGCACUGUGAAUGUGGAUGACAUGCGCAGAAGUAACCUGGAGAUGAAGUGGCAGUAUGAAGGGAAGAUCUUACACGGAGACUUGAUCGAUUUUGUGUGCAAGCAGGGAUAUGACUUGCCCCCACCAACUCCGCUCUCGGAGUUGUCUGUGCAGUGCGACAGAGGACGAGUGAAGUAUCCCUUAUGCGUUAGGAAAGAAUCUGAAAGAACGUGUGCAUCUCCCCCACUUAUUAAGAAUGGAGUCAUCAAGGGGUCAACGGCGGGCACCUAUGAAAACGGCUCCUCCGUGGAGUACAGGUGUUUCGAACACUAUUUCCUGCAGGGGUCCCGGGAGGCCUACUGCUCCGAGGGCGCGUGGACGGCGCCGCCGCUGUGCUUAGAGCCUUGCACCUUAUCUCUCAUCACAAUGGAAAAUAAUAAUUUACUCCUGAAAUGGAAUUUUGACGAUAGGCCUUAUAUUUUCCACGGCGAGUACGUUGAGUUUCUUUGUAAGAGAAAUACUUUCAUAUCCGACUUCCCCAGCAUGGGCUCUGAGCUCCGAGUGCAGUGUGACCGAGGGCAGUUAAAGUACCCGAGGUGCAUUCAGAGAGAAAGGAUGUUGUCUUAUCAAGAACCCUAAAAGACAUAAAAAUGAAUGGCAGAAAGAAGAAUAGUAUGUCAGCACAUCACAAAAUCCUUUAUAAAACAUAAUUGUUAGAAGAAAAAUGUUGAAUUAAAAACCUCUAAGUUUUUGCUUGCUUGAA
Molecule: messenger RNA, 2304 nt
Organism: Camelus dromedarius (Arabian camel)
Lineage: Eukaryota; Metazoa; Chordata; Mammalia; Artiodactyla; Camelidae
Gene: F13B
Product: coagulation factor XIII B chain
Exons: 12
Coding region: 204-2180 (658 amino acids)
Biological process (GO): blood coagulation
Source: RefSeq, a predicted model, not a curated record